UAGGAACGGAAAAUAUCUGGGUCAGGGUUGUCACUCUGAAUAGGUUCCCCUGGAGCCGGCCUUCGGGAGGCGCGGCCAGGGAGGAGGCUCGAGCCCGCGGGCCGAGAGCAGCAGGGGAGCCGAGUGGGGGAGCCGAGUGGGGGAACCGAGGCCCCGGGCCGGGCGCGGGCGGCAGCGCGAGCGGGGCGGGCGAGCAGCGCGCGUUCUCCCCAUGGCGGAAAACGGGCCGCGGCGGCGGCGGCGCUAACCGGCCGGGGCGGGGCGGGCGGGCCCGAGCCGGGGCCCGGGGCCGAGGGGAAGAUGAGCGCUCUCCUAGAGCAGAAGGAGCAGCAGGAGAGGCUGCGGGAGGCCGCGGCCUUGGGGGACAUUCGGGAGGUGCAGAAACUGGUGGAGAGCGGGGUGGAUGUGAACUCCCAAAAUGAGGUCAACGGCUGGACCUGUUUACACUGGGCAUGUAAACGCAAUCAUGGUCAGGUGGUCUCUUACUUGUUAAAAUCAGGAGCUGACAAAGAGAUUCUUACCACAAAGGGAGAAAUGCCAGUUCAGUUAACAUCAAGGAGUGAAAUCAGGAAGAUUAUGGGAGUGGAAGAUGAUGAUGAUGACAGCGAUGACCUCCCCCAGCUGAAGAAGGAGUCAGAACUACCUUUUGUUCCCAACUAUUUGGCCAACCCAGCCUUCCCUUUUAUCUAUACCCCUGCAGCAGAGGAUUCAGCCCAGCUGCAGAAUGGGGGCCCCUCCACACCUCCUGCAUCACCCCCUGCUGAUGGCUCACCUCCGUUGCUGCCCCCUGGGGACCCUCCCCUGCUUGGGGCCUUUCCACGGGACCACACAUCUUUGGCACUGGUUCAGAACGGGGAUGUGUCUGCCCCCUCUGCCAUUCUCAGAACACCAGAAAGCACAAAACCUGGUCCUGUUUGUCAGCCACCAGUGAGUCAGAGUCGCUCCCUGUUCUCUUCUGUCCCGUCCAAGCCACCAGUGUCUCUGGACCCUCAAAAUGGGACGUAUGCAGGACCAGCGCCAGCAUUCCAACCGUUUUUCUUCACCGGCGCAUUUCCAUUCAAUAUGCAAGAGCUAGUACUCAAGGUGAGGAUUCAGAACCCAUCUCUUCGAGAAAAUGAUUUCAUUGAAAUUGAACUGGACCGACAGGAGCUCACCUACCAAGAAUUGCUCAGAGUGAGUUGCUGUGAGCUGGGUGUUAAUCCUGAUCAAGUGGAGAAGAUCAGAAAGUUACCCAAUACUCUGGUAAGAAAGGACAAAGAUGUUGCUCGACUCCAAGAUUUCCAAGAACUGGAACUGGUUCUGAUGAUAAGUGAAAAUAAUUUUCUGUUCAGAAAUGCUGCAUCCACACUGACUGAAAGGCCUUGCUACAACAGGAGAGCUUCAAAACUGACUUACUGAUGCAGCAGGGACUUUAUCACUGAGUAUUGUGACAGUGUGCUGCAUCAUCUCUGGGCCAAGGACAAGCCAUUGAUCUAAUGCCUUGGAUGUCCGGAGGGCCCCUGAUGCCAUGGCUGAGUAUAACUAACAUCGUUCUGCCAAGGUAGGAAGCCCCUGACCCCCAAGCAGCGGUGCCACUCUUCCAAGCCUCUUGGUGCACAAUAAACCUAUUGCUUGAAGCUGUGAACAGCUGACAAGUGGUCUGGAGAGGCAGAAGCCGCCGGUUCUGUAUCCAGUGUUUUAUGUGCAGAAUGUUAAGAGUUGUCUAAGUAGAAGCUGAGAGAGAGCAGAGCCUAUUUCUAGCCAGUCCUGUUGACAGUGCACCUGAAGGGCUGGGACGUGCUUCUCUUGGUGUUGCAUGUUCACAGCCCUCCUGAAAUGUGAACUGACUAGAGAGGAAAACUGGGGAAAGCACAGGUACCGGACACAGGAAUUUUGGUGUGACUUGUGGCUGUGAGGUUUCACAUAACAUAUUUAUAAAUGUUACUCAGGUUAAAAGUAUUUAAGACUACAGUUACCUAAUUGUAAAUAUGCUGUUAACCAAAAGAGCUUCCCUCCCCCACUUUUUCCUUUGUAAACACUCCUUACUGCUUCUGUCUCUAGACUGCCCUUGUCCAUACAGUUGUCUCUGCAUUAACUCCCCUUCGUGGUCACUAGAGGGCUCUCUGAUGCUUUCUCAAAGAGCAACGGCUUUUUUUUUAACUGAGGCAAUGAUUCCCGUCUUCUGUUAAUUGCACCGAAUGAGAAGAGCACAAACAUUGCUGGUCCAUGUUUUCCACUUUCAUUUUCCCACCAGAAAUGAAAAGCAAUUUUUCAGACUGAAUCUGUUGCUAUUUUAAAGGUUAUUGUGGGAAACUGAGCUAAAGGAGUUAGCACCUUUAUUUUUGUAUCAAAGACAAAGGUUAUUUUGAAAUUAUUAGGAUUUUUACACAACUGUGAAAUCUGUUGCUUUUGUAAACAAGUUGUUUGAUCUUAGGGAUCUCCCACGACCACCACCAACCCACUUAACAAAGUCAGUUGUGAGUCUACCAGGCUUCCUUCUGGAAGCAAACAAACACCUGAUUAAACUCUUGAGCAUGGCAUAAGGAUUUUUUUAGAGAACGCAUUUAAGGAUUCUUUUCCUUUCCUUCAGUGUCAUUAAUGUUAAAAAGAAAAGCCACCGUCUUGUUGAAAUAAACAGCUUAACCUUAGAAGUAAGAACGAGCACACUUAGACAAACAGGAGAGCAGGGGUUUGAAGCCAGCUGUUGAUGAGCAUCCCUGCUGUCUUAAGAAGCUUUUUCCCCAUAGUGCCUAGAGUUUCCAAAGAAACUUAACUUCCUAACUGUGUUAAUUUUAUUGGAACACUACGGUAGAGAAGACGUGCAGAAGAUGUCAGUGGAAGAGAAUGUUGUGCUGAGAUAAUGGCCUCCUGCUGCUGCCUAAAUGCUGAGCUGAGGUUGAGGUGUUUUCAAGGCCAACUUCGUGGUGUGGAAUCACUCUGUUGCGUGACUUAAUUGUACUACACCAGUUACUGAUGGUGAGUUACUCACCCCUGCGCAGUGUUUGCCUAGUAAAGGUUACUUACUACUCCCUUUCUCUGAAGUGCUUUAAAGAAGAAACCUCACUUGUGUUUCAGCCCAUCAGAAGCAGCUAGUCUGUCUAGACACGUUAAUCUUUUUUCCCCUUUUGAAAAAAGUUAAAAUUUACUAAUACAAUUAAGGCUACUUCUAUCCUGGGAUAAAUAAAUUCAGUAUUAAUUCAUGUCUAAAUCACUGGGGUUAAAACUCUUCCAGCGUCCAGAUCAAUUAGAGAUUCUCAGAAGCAUGGAGGCCCCUGGCUGGGAGGUGGCCUACAGAGGAGUAGCUCCAGGGCAUUUCCCGGGCUUAGAACCAGGCCCUCGAGGGAGUCUCAAGGGAGAGGGGGGCCUUGCACUGCUCUCUCUCCUCCUUUAUGAAGUCCUCUGUGGUCAACUGACUCCUGCGUCCGGCAGUGGAAUAAGACUGCACAGUUCCUGGUAGGUGAGUUUAAAGUCUUAAUCUAUGCAUUCAGAGAAAUAUUUUUAUAUGCUUUGUGUAAUUUAUAACAAGGGUUUUUUUUUAGCUUUGUUAACUGUGAAUUCACCCCUCCUCCUCCUCCACUGCAUAUUUAAAGCAUGUGUUCACACUGUGUGUAAACAUUCACUGAAGAUUUUUCUCUUUGUGCAUUGCUGACUGUUCAAGCAUAACAGGCAUUAUUAAAAUUAAAUAUUGACUGACUGA
Molecule: messenger RNA, 3676 nt
Organism: Camelus dromedarius (Arabian camel)
Lineage: Eukaryota; Metazoa; Chordata; Mammalia; Artiodactyla; Camelidae
Gene: ANKRD40
Product: ankyrin repeat domain 40
Exons: 5
Coding region: 301-1398 (365 amino acids)
Molecular function (GO): protein binding
Source: RefSeq, a predicted model, not a curated record